AUGACUAGUGAUGUUAAUAGAACUUUUACUAGCACAUUUGGAUUGUUGCAAAGUGGAAAACGGAGGAAAUUCGAGGAGGAAUUUGCCAAAAUCCGAAAGGUGCAGCUUAAAGGGGGGGUUAAUGCAAAAAUUGAGCUUUGUAAGCUUAUUGAAUUGGUACUUGUGUCUGAUGGCAGAUUUUCAUCCCUACUUAUAACCGAUCUAUACAAUUUGUUAACUGAUAAGAACAAGAAUGUAGCAUUGACAGCGCUAGAUACUAUCAGUCUAUGUAUUGACACGUUGAUAUAUAACGUCAUUGAGUGUCAUAGCCAUCAAGACUUGGUGUCUGAAAAGUUAUAUAUUCCAGGCGGCAUUGGGUUGUUUAAGAAUGUACUGGCAGAUUAUGAAUGCCUAAGGUCAACCUACUCCUCACUGUUAAAAUCAACCAAAUCUAGCGAAGCAAUCUUUCUCAUAUACAAGAUUUUGGCAGCGGAGCUGCAGGCAUUUGCAGAGGUUGAUGUUUCUGACUAUAUUAUCUAUGACAGUAAGAAUCAUUUUAACCCGGCCAAAAUCGGUAUUGAUGGAUUGGCGCAUAAAAAACCCAAAAAUCCAAAUUAUCCCGAGUGUAAUUGUGUUUGCAAAUUUUUAUCAAAAAAUGCAAGUACAAUCUCAUAUGGCGAAUUGAAGCCAAUAAUGUUCUCCAAAUGCACCAGAAAAUCUAAUUUGAAAAGUUACUUCGAAAGGUGGAGGGAAGAGAAUGUACAACUUUUGUGCAAGUAUUUAAAUAAAGACGACAAAUCGGAUCUUGGUAAAAUAAAGUUUCUAAUGUCCACCCAUGUGUGUUCAUUGGUGAUUGCAUGCUACCCCCUAACUUAUAACGAGUUAUUACCCAAUUUACAGCAAUUGCUAGAGCCUGUUUCACGCAAUCCAAAUCAACCAAUAAGUACUUUUGCCCCUAAAUUCAGUGAAAAGGGUUCUAUUGAUAAAUUUGUCUUUAAGCAAUUAAUUCGCAUACUUGCAUCUAAGAUAUCGAUAUCGCUGCAUAAAGAGAUAUCAGAAUGCUUAUGCGCAUGUGGGUAUAUUUCUGGUUUAGACAUCAUUUACCGAGAAAUUCACUGCAUAGGUUCGGUAAUUAUGGAAUGCCCUGCACCUUUUGAUGCUAAUAAGGUAUAUGUUAUGUCCUGCAAUUUUGAGGACUUUGGUGGAUUAUGUGCUACUCCUCUGGAUAACAACAUUGAGGGCAAAUUGCUUGAGAAAAGGGGUCCAAUUUAUUAUAUAACAAAACCAGAAAGGGUUGAGUUAAUUGGACAUUUAGCUGUUACCAAGCCACUGCCAAAGUUGAUAGACAUGGCACUAGGAUACGAUGUUACUAAGAAUAAUGAGGGCCGGUCGAGGACUGAUAUUUUGCAGUACUCGGAUGUACCAGCCUGUAAAGUGUUAUAUUUUACUCCUGAUAUGCUCAAGUUCACAGUAACGACUCGCACAACAAAUUUGGAACCAACUGGCAAUGAACUAGUGCAAUUCAAACAGAUGAAAGACAAUCUGCUAACAGAAAGUGCCAAUGACAUUGGUGUAAAAGUGGCAAGUACAAGCGAUGUAAUGAAUAACUUCCAGUUCUACUCCAAAAUGGUGGUAAAUCAAAUACUCAAGGCAGAUUGGUCACUCACACAAUCUGGCCAAUAUUUGGAUUCUGUGAAGCGAAAGUUUUUGAACAAAAUUUUGCUCGACAAUUACUUGGAACCUCAAACUGUUCGUGAAAUGUUGACCAUGUAUAUCAACAGUCUCAUAGCCAAACUGGAUCUGAACCGCUAUGUAAAAUCUAAUCCAGAUGGUUUGACCUUGCAAAAUGCGCUGAGCGAGUGGUCAAACUAUUUCAACUGUGUGUCAGACAUACUAUACCAUAAAAGCGUACUAAAUUAUAUAGAUUCAACUUCAUCUUCAUUGGUGAAACAGGAAUGCGAUGGUAAUGAACUGGCAGGAUUUUUUAAUCGCCUUCACAUUGGUAAUAAUAGGGAUAAUAUGAGUUAUGAUGAGUUGUUACAGUUGUGUUUUGAUGGAUUUUAUUCAGAUAAGCUGCUCAUUAACAGGGCGUAUCGUGAUGCGUAUAUAAAGUCGAUUUGUUCAUUCGUCCUCUCCAUACCUUGUAUCACAGAUGGGCUAAUAGAGCGUUUUUACAGUUUGCUGGAUAGCUUGGGAGGGUCUCUACUAGUAUUUUCCCUAGUAUCGAAUAUACUGAAAAAAUCAAAAUCUGUAGGCGCCAAACGGCGCAUUUUUUCGCUAUUUUUCAAGGCUUUGUAUCAUAAAACGCCUUCUGUGCGCAAUCUUUUUUACAAACUCAUAGAAUCUACCAAGGGCUUGUACAUGACAUUUGACGGUCAAACUAGUAGGUAUAGUAAUAAAGAGUUUGAGAAGUUGCAUAAUUAUCUCUCUAUACUUGUAACUAAUAGAUUUGGGGAAAGUUGCAAUAAAUGUGGAUCUGGUGGUAGAUCUCUCAAUAUCUCUAACCUGGAAAUGGCGCUAACUCCACCACUUUGGCAAUGGCCAAUUGAGAUUAUUACACUGCUCACCGAUUGGAUUAAGUCUCUGGGAGUUUUUCAGUCUGCAGAAAUUCAAGUUACAGUAUGUGUAAGGUGCAAAAGGAAUGUGUUUGACAUUUCAAGUGACAAGAUACUCUACAACGUGCUGUACAUGUGGGAUAAUUUACAGGAUGACUGUGAAUUGGAUUGGCAUAAUCCACAUUACAUACACAACAUUUGGUUACAAGAGACUAUUUUUUACAUAUUCCUAAAGUGCCUAAGGAAGUAUCCUAUAUUUCAAAGUCAAUCUGAUGGAGACAUGCCCAUAGAUGAAACAGAUAUUGAAGAUUCAACAAUUGAUAUAGAGGAUAGUCUAAAUCAUAGUAAAGGGCCUACAGGCAAAGACACUAGCAAGAGUGAAGAGGAACGCGUUGAUAAUCGUGAAAAGGGUUGUUCAUUGGAAAGGUUCCUAGUGCCAAACAAUUUUUUGAAAAAUAUGUGCGAUGAGAUAAUCGAAAAUUUGAAUGUAGGAGCCAUUUGCAUAUCAAUAAACGCAGUCUCUGAAAUAUGUAACAGGAGCCCUCAAUUGCUAUCGGCGCUCAUAUACACAGUUGAUUCUUACGCUCUGGAGCAAGAACACUGUAAUGGGAGAGUUUGUAGUGGUAUUAGCGAAGCAAUAAUUAGCAGCCUUAGCAACUUGUGUACAACACACAUUGAAAUUUUUUAUGUAAUACUGGAAAACUAUUUAUCAGUGCCCCCAAAGACAUGUUUAAUGGGACAUAUAUUAACUAAUGUUGCAAUUAAAUGGACCGCGCCAACGUACAACAUUGUGGAUAAAUUGUCUAUGGAUUCUGCCGAAAUGAGAACCAUUUUGCUGUGUAUAAGUACUUUUAAGAAUUGGAGCAAAACUGUUUCAAUCGUACCAGUUGUCGCAUUUUUGCCAAAAAAUAUCGCAAUAGACUUAUUGAACCAUCUGUUUUUAGUGGAGACAAAUGAGGGAGCUGUUAAAAGUUGCAUAGAAAGUGUACUAUCCGUACCUGCUGAUGUUAGGAGUGUCAUGGAUCAGAAGGUUUCCAGUGCCAAUCAGCAAUGGUUGUCGCCAGAGGAAUUGCUGAUCGCCGUAUACAGAUUCAACAAUGAAAAUCUGGAUAGAAAAAAACAAGCUAUAUUGCUGGAUCACAUAAUAUCACUGGUUGAAACAAAUCAACGCAGGCCACAAAAUGUACCCAAAAAUGUAAUUAUGUCUCUGCAUUCGGUGGUCAAAUCCUGUACGAUGAUUGUGGAGGAUAAGCAACCCAUUUCGUUCAUAUUUGGAAGGUUAUUGUGCCAGGUUGUGCAAAACGUUCCGUCUGUGAGGGGAGGAGUGGUUCAGCACGUGAUGCCUACGCUGGUGACUCGGAGGGCUUGGGAGGACAAGCAAUUGUGGCGCGGGGUGGUCAUUAGUUUUGGAAUAUUGUGGUCCGAGUUUAAAGAACCCCUGACUUUGCUAAUAUUCCAGCUCCCACAGGGGGUUGGGGAGGAUUUAUUGCAGAGUGUACAACAGCGGCACAGUGUUAUCCCGGAUAUGGCGGCCAUAGUGUCAAAGAAGCAGCACAUGAAGGCCGUGUGUCCCAGAUAUAUUUCAUCAAUAUUAGGUUUAUAA
Molecule: messenger RNA, 4137 nt
Organism: Babesia microti strain RI
Lineage: Eukaryota; Apicomplexa; Aconoidasida; Piroplasmida; Babesiidae
Product: conserved Plasmodium protein, unknown function
Exons: 1
Coding region: 1-4137 (1378 amino acids)
Source: RefSeq, a predicted model, not a curated record